Molecule: messenger RNA, 1149 nt
Organism: Patella vulgata (common limpet)
Lineage: Eukaryota; Metazoa; Mollusca; Gastropoda; Patellidae
Product: crossover junction endonuclease MUS81-like
Exons: 9
Coding region: 157-1149 (330 amino acids)
Biological process (GO): DNA catabolic process; resolution of meiotic recombination intermediates; double-strand break repair via break-induced replication
Cellular component (GO): Holliday junction resolvase complex; nucleus
Molecular function (GO): 3'-flap endonuclease activity; crossover junction DNA endonuclease activity
Source: RefSeq, a predicted model, not a curated record
GGACAAAACCGCUAAACAACAAUAUCCGGUUGCAACUUUCAGUUUUUGCGGGAAAGUUUGUUUGUUGAAAAAGUUGACAUUUCAAACUGUCCGAAAAUUUUAUUUUGGAAAUGCAUUAUUAAAAGAUUGACUUGAACUAUACUAUUGUGAUUGAUAAUGGAUUCUGAUCCUGAAGAAUUAUAUGGAAAACGAAAGAAGAAAAAGUUAAAAUGCCCAAACCCUUUAUUUGAACAAUGGUUGACUGAAUGGAGAGAUGAAGCUGCCUUGAAAGGUUGGAAAAGUCAAUUUAAUUUUGGAAAGGCCCUAGCUACGUUGAAGAAAUUCCCAUUACCUCUAGCGAACGGAAAAGAAUGCAAAAUGUUGAAAAACUUUGGUGAUAAAACAUGUAAAAUGUUGGAAACUAAACUAGCAGAACAUGUGGCUCUCUAUGGUACAACAGCUCCAGUGUCGGCAACCACAACUUCAUCAACAAACGUGACAUCUCUAUCAUCUUCAACUGUCACAUCAACCAAUCAUAUUACUCCAUCUUCUAUAAUGUCAACAAAUACAGCGUCAACAUCCCACAUCACAGGUGUUGACAGCAGUGAUUCAGAUACAGUUGAUAACUUGGUGAAUGCAAGACCUCCUAAAAAAAGAAGAAAGUCUUCUGGUAAUACAGAGUAUAUACCGAGUUAUCGAACUGGACCCUACGCCAUAUUACUGGCCUUGUAUACAAAUAGACAGGAUGCUAAUUGCAAAGGUUAUUUAACGAAGACAGAAUUAAUUCGAUUGGCUCAGCCAUUAACUGAUACAUCAUUGACAGAACCUGAUCCUGCUAAUGCCCAGAGAUAUACAGGCUGGUCAUCCAUGUCAACACUUAUAAAGAAAAACUUAGUUUACAAAGAAAGAAGUCCAGCACAGUUUAGUCUAACUGAAGCAGGGUGUAACUUGGCACAUAGAUUACAGCAUGUUGACAGGAAGUCUACUUUUAGCAACCAAUCAGAUCACUUGCACACAGAUGACACACCUACUUUACCGUCUCUAGACCAAUCAAAUUCAGAUACCACACCUAUUUUACCAUCUCUACACCAAUCAAAUGAUUGGAUGGAUGUAGAAAGUGAAAGUAGAAUAACUGAUGUGUCUCCUCCUUCAGAAAAUGAUAACAGGUAA